This is a messenger RNA of Schizosaccharomyces octosporus yFS286, 1252 nucleotides long. RefSeq names its product RNA-binding protein Vip1. The transcript has a single exon. Gene Ontology annotation, molecular function: RNA binding. Lineage: Eukaryota; Fungi; Ascomycota; Schizosaccharomycetes; Schizosaccharomycetales; Schizosaccharomycetaceae. Bases 80 to 835 code for a protein of 251 amino acids. The record is from RefSeq and is a predicted model, not a curated record.
CGCUGAUGUAAUGGUCUUUAUACUGUCAACCUCAUGCAUCAGUCUUGUCUUUCGCAACUAAGUAUUUAAGACAGUACCAAUGAGUAAUCAAGUUUUAGUCAAGAAUAUCUCUUUGGAAGUAACUGAGAAGCAAAUUUCGGAUUUCUUUUCCUUCUGCGGAAAAGUUUCCAACAUCUCUACGUUUAAGGAAGGAGACACUCAAACUGCUAAAAUCCAAUUUGAACGUCCUAGUGCUACGAAGACUGCGUUACUUUUACAGGAUGCUCUUUUAGGACAGAAUAAGAUCCAAAUUAGCAGCAGUGACGCUCCAGCUAGCUCUAGCAGCUCCCUCGACAAGGGUGGUGCUGGUGGGGACCAAGCUACUAGUCAGGAAGAUAAGCCUCGGUCUGCAAUUAUUUCUGAACUUUUGGGUCGUGGCUAUCAUUUAAGCGAUGUAACUUUGGAAAAGGGUAUACAGCUAGACCAGAGCCUAGGUGUUUCGACCAAAUUCAAGGGCGUUCUUGAAAGCGCGUUGUCUAGCGUUCAUUCAAUGAAUGAACGCUAUCAUGUUAAAGAAAAAGCUAAUGAAGUUGACAGCAAGCUUUCAAUUAGUGAUACAUACAAACGCACUACUUCUCUCUUCAGUAACUACUUAAACAAGGCUUAUGAAACCGCUGCCGGUACGUCAGCUGGCCAAAAGGUUCACAGCGUUUACGACUCUGGUAAGAACCAAUUACUUGGAAUUCACAGUGAAGCUCGUAAAGUUGCUGAUUCUAGGGGUCAUGGAACUCAAGUUGCCGAAGCGUCUGCUACCGUCCCUACUCAACCCCCUGUCGACACCAAGGCUUCUGAGUAAUUAUAGACAAGCGUAAUCCCAAGCACUAUAGCUUUUAAGUAUGUCGGUUUUUGUUGCACUUGCGAUUAAAUCGCUUUUACGCGAGUUGAUUUUUCAUCUAGGUACAUCUUUUUAAAUAUAGUAUUACCAAGCUUUGUGGAAGUUUGCGAAUUGAUUAUUUAAUAAUAAUUUUGAAUCACCAGUGAUUAUGCUGAAAGCCUAACAAACGAUUAAUCCUAUGUUCUGAUAUUCGUUGCAUAAUAUGAUAAACUAGCGUUAGUCUCUUGUUAUAACUUCGAGGGCGCUGAAUAUGAUAUAAAAAACUAAAAAAUUAAUUAAUUACAGAUGUUCAAAAGUCCAAUGAUUCAUGAACUUGUCAAUAAUCUGAAGAAGAUAAUAACAUUUACAUUUAUCAGAAUUUUACAUGAAGUGUACAAC